Messenger RNA from Tigriopus californicus, 1851 nucleotides. RefSeq names its product bestrophin-1-like. The transcript is spliced from 7 exons. NCBI's taxonomy places the organism in Eukaryota, Metazoa, Arthropoda, Copepoda, Harpacticoida, Harpacticidae. Gene Ontology annotation, molecular function: chloride channel activity. The record is from RefSeq and is a predicted model, not a curated record. Bases 275 to 1429 code for a protein of 384 amino acids.
GCACAAAAAGAGGAACAUUGCCUUAAACUUCCCCAAAUUAAGAAUGACAAACCUCAUCCCAUCAAAGAAUUUAAAUUCAUCCGGUUUGCAUUCAAAAAACAAAAAUAGCCGAAAUAUUACCCCCAUCUUCCUGUCGUGCUUGGAUUCAUUCGAAGAAGUCUUCAAAGAACCAUGCUUGGAGGUUAAUCAAUCUUACAUUUCUGCCAUAAAGUGCUUUCGCUUGCUCAUUGAUUUACUACCAAUGGUAGAAAUCUAACGCUAAUGGCUCCAGUUAAUGAUGGGUUUCAUGAUCCCUGCCCACCGUUAUGACAAAAUGAGCCUUUGGAAGCGUUCCAUCCAACGGUUAUUUGCCGUUCGGUUCCUUUUCAACUUGAUCUACAAGGAGCUCCUGGUCUACAUUAUCGUGUAUUUUGUGAUUAACAUCAUCUACCGAUAUGCCAUCAAUCCAGAUCAACAACAGACUUUUGGGAGGAUCGUGCACUAUUUCGAAGAACAAUUGGAUUAUUACGGGCGAGAUCUGACCUUUCUCCUCGGGUUCUAUGUGUCUUUGGCCGCCAAACGGUGGUGGGACCAAUACCAAAGUCUGCCUUGGCCGGAUCAAUUGGCGGUUGUCCUAACGGCUGGCUUCGAAAACGGAACCGGACAAGCUUUGCUGAUCAGACAAACGAUCAUGCGCUACGCCCUUCUCUCCUACGUUCUCUGCCUUCGACGGUUUAGUGACAACUUGUCCGGGAAAUUAGGGCAGAACAAGACUCUUCGCGAAUUAGGCUUGAUCAAGAAGGAUGAAAUGGAACGCAUCGAAAGAAAUGGAUUUGAAAAAACGGAAUACAGAAACCCAUUUGCGUCCAAUUGGUGCUUGCCAUUGGCUUGGGCAACGGAUUUGAUCAGAUUGGCUCGUCAACAAAAUCUCAUCCAUACUGACCGGGAAAUAUUGCGAGAAGUCAUGGCAUUCCAACAUGGAUUACAACAAGUGGAAAACUUUGCCAAUGUUUCAAUUCCAAUCGUGUAUGAAGUUGUUGUAAAUUGUGCCAUUUACCUGUAUUUCAUUUUGAGUUUAGUGGCUGAUCAGAUUCCGUUUACAAAUCAAGACAGUUUUGAUUUGUAUGUGCCCAUUUUCAAAAUAUUCAAGCUCAUUCUUCUGAUGGGUUGGCUCAAAGUGGCUCAAUGUAUUGAAAAACCUUUUGGAGAUGAUGAAUCAGAUAUCGAUAUGUUUGCAUUGGUACAACGCCAUAUAUGGACCACCUCUAUCAUUUUGGAUCAAUACAACAAAUUGCCGGCCCUGCAAUCUAAUAUGUCUUCUCUUUCAACAUCAUUGGCUUCAAGCAUGGAUCCGGAAGAGGCUAAGAAGGACAAAGGUUUUGAUGGGGUCAGUCUGUCAUGGAAAUCGGCUCCCAUCCUAGUGAAAGGCAUGCCCACGUUAACAAAUUAGAUAGUACCUGUUUGUGAGCCAUAAAUGUCUAUUUUGCAUAUUUGCAUGUUUGGGUAUCAAAGCAAUGUGAUAUAAUUGAAAAUGCAACAUGUUUCUCUUUUAAUUUGAAUAGUUUUGAAAGGUAUGGAAAGUCGUAUAUAUAUAAAAAUGUAACCUUUUCCAGUUCAAAAACCUUGCCCAAAGGUUGAUAGUAUUCACGUCAGUUGGUAUGGAAUUGCAAAGACCAUAAGCCCUUUUUCUUGACCAAUGAAAGUCCUAAUAUUUUUUUUUCAUUUUUAUUAGAUUUUUUUGUCACAUUUUAUGGCAGUUUUAGCAAAUGAAUGUUGGACUAAUAAAGUUUGAAUUAAUUGUUGAACAAUGUCCCAAAAUGGCGAACAAUUUUAUUAGUGCAGAGUUGGAAGCACUGCAUAAGCUUCAAACAU